CACAAUCAAUCUCCUGAAAUGACCUCUACUAUACCUUCUUUCCUCUCAAGCAAUGGAUUAUCAUCUACAUCUAGGGCCAAAGCCCAUGCGGCCUAUCCUCAAGUCAUUUCCAGAAGCUUCCGUGAUGAAGUUGCAGAUAGAUCUUUGAAGGGUGUAGAGGCAAAGUCGAGUAUCCUAAGGCAAAGAAUAGAGCUAAUAGGGAGCAAAGAAAAGUUGGAAAGAUGUUACAAGUUCCAACAGGCCGGGUGGAAUUACUUAUCAGAAUACAAUGACAAACACAAGAGAGAUAAGUUGGUGUUGGAGUCAUUUGAAGUUGCAGGUUUGGUUGGGUGGAAUCUAAGCCUGGUUUUCCUUAGUGGUUCUUUCUGCAUUUUUCUUGUCUCUUUUCUUGCUCAUAUACAUGCAUGAUCUGUAACCAAAAAAAAAAAAAAAAAAAAAA
Messenger RNA from Ipomoea nil (Japanese morning glory), 439 nucleotides. RefSeq lists its product as uncharacterized. Bases 19 to 408 code for a protein of 129 amino acids. Lineage: Eukaryota; Viridiplantae; Streptophyta; Magnoliopsida; Solanales; Convolvulaceae. The transcript is spliced from 3 exons. The record is from RefSeq and is a predicted model, not a curated record.